Messenger RNA from Colletotrichum acutatum, 1278 nucleotides. RefSeq lists its product as uncharacterized. NCBI's taxonomy places the organism in Eukaryota, Fungi, Ascomycota, Sordariomycetes, Glomerellales, Glomerellaceae. Bases 1 to 1278 code for a protein of 425 amino acids. The record is from RefSeq and is a predicted model, not a curated record. The transcript has 4 exons.
AUGGCUGAACACCAUCCACUUCCCGCGCUGCCUCCCCAGCACCAGCAACCGAAUCACCACUAUCACCAACAAGGUCCCGACUCAUACGACAACGAACAGUCCCAGUUCCCGCCUUAUCAGCAGCAUUACGACCAGCCCCAGCCUGUUCAACCGCCUCCCAACGCCCAGGCGCAGUCCCAAUCCCAGAAUCAACCUCCUCACAGACGCUCCAAGUCCCGGCCGAGAACCUUCAGUUUCCAGUCCAACAAAUCCCACAAGAGCUCCGGCAGUCACCCCAAGAUCGACCUCCACGAGACACCCGAAGAGAAGGAAGCAAAGAGAUUGCACAGCAAAGCUGAUCCUACCGUCGCUAUGAGUGAGGCCGAACCUUCCGCCGUCCAGGCAAUGACCAAGACUUCCUUGGCUCCUUUGCGCGCUAUUCAACACAAGGACACCACCGGCGCCCCGAUUGCCGAACCCGACCGAUCUAAUCCCACACGCAGCCGUUGGGAAAGACCCCUUGACACGAUUCGCAGUUUCGAGGCCGCCAUUGAUGGGGGCUACCGUGACCGGGACCGGCGACAGUCUUAUAUUCGCUCAGAUACAGAGUCGGUACAAACAUGGAAUAGACGCAGCAGUUACUAUGCCACCAGUGGAGGACGCCAUCCCCAUGACAGCUACUACAACGGCCGACCGGGCUCGUUCCGCCCCGAAAGCGGCCAGAUCGAGAUGGGGUCCAAUAGACAGAGUUACUACGAUCAAUACCAGAAUGGCGGAGGACAUUACAAUGGCGGCAACAACAUUCCCUACCGACAGAGAGUUCCGAGGACGCAAACCGAUCCCCACAUGAACGGCUACGCACGCGGUGAUCAGAACAUUUAUCCCCUUCCCAACAAGGACCGCUCGUACGAGACUGUCACAUCAGCCGCCGCAAGUGGAAGCUCCGGAGAGCACGCAGGCUACCAUACCGACCCGACUAGUAGCGACAACAGCUCCAUUGAGCGUGGUGGCCAGGGCCGUAGGCCUGAACCCACCAACGAUUACGGCAUUGGCUUCAGCCAGGACCAAGGGUACCAGGCGUCUGCUCUGAAGUUUGAUAAUGGUGCGCCGAAUGGAAAAGGACACGCCUAUCAAGCUGUGAACAAUGGAGCUCAGGUAUCUCAGCAACAGAGCGCAAACGUCCUUCGGAGACCAGUUGGCGCCUCCGCACCGCAACAGCAGCAACAGGCGCAGCCUAGACCUGCUGAGCCGGCCAAGAGAAAGAGCUGGUUUUCUAAACGCUUCAGCAAAUCAUCUUGA